Messenger RNA from Phytophthora infestans T30-4, 517 nucleotides. RefSeq lists its product as uncharacterized. Lineage: Eukaryota; Oomycota; Peronosporomycetes; Peronosporales; Peronosporaceae. Bases 1 to 426 code for a protein of 141 amino acids. The transcript is spliced from 5 exons. The record is from RefSeq and is a predicted model, not a curated record.
AUGGUGAUUUUCGACAAACUCAAUGUGCUAAAGAACGAAAAGUACCGGCACAUCUACAACGCUAAGGCCACAAUAUUUAUGGACGACAAACAGUACAUGAGCGUCAAUUUCAAGAGGCAGAGUCUCAAGCUGCACGCACAUGGCUCAUACUUUGUUCUUUAUCUGCUACUACUGAAGGGCCCCCGGGCAGUAGCGCACACGUCGAUCCCUGUGUCCGUCUCACUGGUCACCGCCGACUCGUCAAAGGGCUACCCCCCUCUGACUCGCCCGCCUCCUCGAGCCACCACCACCACCACGAACGGCUCCACCUCGUCGUUCUCUGCCCAGCUACUCACCCACUCUGUGCCUUCCGGAUCUGCUCAACGAAUUCCUGGCAGCUCUGCUCCCCCGACACUCGACUCGCUCUCGCGCUUCUCCGGCUUUUGACUUGCAAGGGCCUGCAAGUCCUCGACCACCAACACGCGCUCCGCAAUCAACGCACCACUUUACUCGCACUCGAGCCACUUGCGCCUCACGG